This is a messenger RNA of Lasiosphaeria miniovina, 1728 nucleotides long. RefSeq names its product C2H2 type zinc-finger-domain-containing protein. The coding region runs from base 1 to 1728 and encodes 575 amino acids. Gene Ontology annotation, cellular component: preribosome, large subunit precursor. The transcript has 2 exons. The record is from RefSeq and is a predicted model, not a curated record. Gene Ontology annotation, biological process: ribosomal large subunit biogenesis. NCBI's taxonomy places the organism in Eukaryota, Fungi, Ascomycota, Sordariomycetes, Sordariales, Lasiosphaeriaceae. Gene Ontology annotation, molecular function: nucleic acid binding; zinc ion binding.
AUGGCGACCAUCUCGGGCAGCAGGGCCGUCCAGGGCAGCGAUGCUGCCGCCGACAUUGGAGCCUCACACCCGUAUACCUGCAACACAUGUCUAGUUGCCUUUCGCAACAACGACCUUCAAAAAGGGCAUAUGCGGAGUGAUUGGCACCGGUACAACCUCAAGCGCCGGGUUGCUUCUCUGCCUCCCAUCACGUCCGAGACUUUUACAGACAAAGUCCUACAGGCCCGCGCUGCAUCGACGGCCCAGGCUGACAAAGCCGGUUUCGAGAAAGGGUGUGACAUCUGCCAAAAGUCGUACUUCACCGAGAAUGCAUAUCGAAACCAUCUUGGGAGCGCGAAACACAAGGCAAAGGUUGCUGCCGCACCCUCAAGUUCAAAUGCCAAGGUCGACGACGAGGCAAGCUCCAUGGUGAGCUCGACAUUUUCGUUGGGAGAGCCAGCAGACGACAAGUCGGAGGUUGAUUCAGAUGCCGAGGAGGAGUUCAACGAAAUGGCCGAGGGACUGAAGAACACCGGGCUGCAAGACCGCAAAUCUCCCGUCAAGCGACCUUCAAAUCCCCGCCUGUCUGCCGCCGCCAACCGCAAGGUAGAUCAUCCUGUGUCACAGACGGCAAGUGAGCCACCGUCCAAGUCCGCGACGCCCUCAACGGCUGUCCCGGGCGCACCCAAGGGUGCCGUGGCGGACCCGUCUCUCAAGACGUGUCUGUUCUGCAACUACGAAUCACCAACCCCACCACUGAACGCCCUUCAUAUGGAGCGGAUACAUGGAAUGUUUAUCCCGGAAAAGCCGUAUUUAGUGAACCUGGAAGGAUUGCUGGGCGCCUUGCAAGAGCGUGUUUUUGUCUUGAACGAAUGCCUUCUUUGCAGCAAAGUGAAGGCCAAUACGUACGCGGUACAAACACACAUGCGAGACAAGGGCCAUUGCCAGAUUCCCUUUACGACUACAGACGAGCAGCUUGAGAUCGGCGAGUUCUACGAUUUCCGCAACACCUAUUCGGACGAUGAAACGUCGGAUGAUGAGUCCGAGGAUGAGUCAAUGGAGGACAUCAAGCCAAAUGGAGGUGCCAAGCUUGGCGCCAGACGGUCGUCCAAAGCCACUGGCGAUGGCGACAAGAAGAUGGAGGAUGAUGGCUGGGAGACGGACAGCUCUGCAUCAUCACUCGACUCCGACGAUCUGCACGCUGUCCCUGCCGAGCAGCACUACCACCAAUAUGCCCGUCUUGAUAAGCACCCGCACCACUCGCGCGACGACCAGCGUGCUCACCGCCAGCGCGAUGGCUUCCACGCUCACAACCACAAGCGUGCUCACGCCGUCUUCUACGACGAGUACGAGUUACAUCUGCCAUCAGGCAAGUCUGUAGGCCACCGCUCGCUGAACAAGUACUAUCGCCAGAACUUGCACAGCUACCCAUCCCCUGCGGAACGUGAGGAACGUGAGGGGCGCCUGGCAAUUGAGGCAGCAGAGGCUGCCGAAAACGAGAUGGACGUGGAUGGCGACAGUCGGCAGGUUGCUGUCCGCGACAGUGCCGCUCACGGUCGUGCCUUGGUAAACCGUGACCUUGGUGGUCUGGGUGGUGCCGGCGCCACAGAUCAGAGUAUGGCGCAUUUCAAGGGCAUCAUCAUGAGAGGUCGCAAGAAGGAGUUCUCAGGGCAGAGGCAGAGAGAGGUGGGUCACAGCAAGAGAUACUUCAAGGAAGUGCACCGUAACCCCGUGUCAUACCUGCGUUAA